Pelobates fuscus (common spadefoot toad) is the source of this 1471-nucleotide messenger RNA. It is a transcript of the gene EMP3, whose product is annotated as epithelial membrane protein 3 (MAM blood group). The transcript has 5 exons. Gene Ontology annotation, cellular component: plasma membrane. The coding region runs from base 174 to 665 and encodes 163 amino acids. Lineage: Eukaryota; Metazoa; Chordata; Amphibia; Anura; Pelobatidae. The record is from RefSeq and is a predicted model, not a curated record.
AAACUUUGGAAGAGGGGUGGAGUGCUGUAGUACAAACAACUUAAUGUAUACUCCCACAUCAUCUCUAUGUGAAGAGUGCCAGGGAAAAAAGGCUUACAGAAGGACUUAAAAAAAGAAACUCUUUUACAAGGGCUACUUAUUUUCUCUGCCUGAGCCCGAAAGCAGAUCAGAAGAUGAGUUUCCUACUCUUCGGCGUAACUGCUUUUCACCUUAUCAUCUUGGUGAUACUCUUUGUUGCCACCCUUGACAAUUCGUGGUGGGUGUUUUCUCAGGAUGAGACUGUAAACUUAUGGUACGACUGCCUUCUUGAUAAUAACACCAGCGUAUGGCUGUGCUCUACAGUGUCUAAUAAUGAAUGGUUCCAUGCUGUCCAGGGUCUCAUGGUGCUUGCAAUCUUGUUCUCCAGUUUCUCUUUCAUGAUCUUUAUGUGCCAACUCUAUUUGAUGGAACGAGGAGGACUCUUUUAUGCAACUGGCAUCUUACAGAUUCUGGCGAGUCUUUCCGUAUUUUCUGCAGCAGUGAUCUAUGCAAGUCAUGUGUCAGAAUUCCAUCCAGAUAGGGAAAAAUCGGGAUAUUUUGGCCAUUGCUUUGUGUUGGCUUGGGUAGCAUUUCCUCUAAGCAUGGUGAGCGGUAUUAUGUACAUCCACCUGCGAAAACGUGAUUAAGAUACCUGCAACAUUUUCCAUUUCAACAUAUCAGGGAAUCCUAUGAAGGCAAUAUUGAAGGGACUAUGACGACAUGGACUUUUGAUCAGCUUGGUUGAAUUACUACCAGUAUGCCCAAGAAAUUGCAGUCAAUUGGAUGGGAGACUAUUAUUUACAAUCUUCAUUUUAUCAUUACCCUGGAAAUUAUUUUUCGUGUUACAUAUUUACUGUUUUUGAGUCACAAAAGGGAUUUCAUGAACAUACCAAAAAAAUUCAGUUUGUGUUUAGAUAGACAGGUAGAUUAUUUGUGUCUCCUAUUUUCUAUCAUCUAUCUGUCUGUCUAUCUAUCUAUCUAUCUAUAUAUUACACUGAAUGAAAAAUAUAUAUAUAAAAAAAAAAGUUUAAAAAGGUACUAUUCUUUAAAUAUAGUAAGUAUAGUAUAAUAAUGCUUAAUUUUAUCAUUUUAGCUAGGAAUUUAGCCUUUUACAUCAUAGGGCAUACAUUAUAAUUCUAUCAACAUAAACUAUAUAUUUAAUUGUUAUGUUCAUUUACAUUGAAUGAGACAUGUCCACUUUUGCACAAGGCAAAUACGGUGCCAUACCUUAAAUAUAAUAUUGACAGUAUUACUACUAGAAAACCAUUGAAAACGCUCAAACACUACUCUAUUAACAAAUCCUUUGUAAUUCAUUGGCAAAUAUUGUGUUGAUUUCCUUUCGGCUAUGAAUUUCAAGCAUCCUCAUUAUCUGUGGUUGUGAAUAUUUACAGUUUCUGUCGUCACUGGCAAGGACUUCAUUUUGAAACAGUAAUAAAUGAUAUGUACGUAAUAA